Molecule: messenger RNA, 1530 nt
Organism: Vicia villosa (hairy vetch)
Lineage: Eukaryota; Viridiplantae; Streptophyta; Magnoliopsida; Fabales; Fabaceae
Product: biotin synthase, mitochondrial-like
Exons: 6
Coding region: 244-1374 (376 amino acids)
Biological process (GO): biotin biosynthetic process
Cellular component (GO): mitochondrion
Molecular function (GO): biotin synthase activity; 2 iron, 2 sulfur cluster binding
Source: RefSeq, a predicted model, not a curated record
AAUAAAUCGAACCAAUAGAAGUGGAUUGAUAAUUGUUUGCAGAGUGGAAGAGUCAGUCUCCAAUCCAAUGCACGUUUUGGCGGCCAAAUAAAAACACACAAUCCCAACAACACCACCUACCCCCAUCUUCACUUCACUUCCAUUGCCCUCGUCAAUAUCUAUGUUCUUUGCAGAUCUACCCAAACAUUUUUCUUGAAUUCCGAACAAGAAAACAACACCCAAUUUUGAAUUCAACAAACAACAAUGUUUUGGUUGAGACCUAUUUUGCGUUCACAACCAAGAUCUUCCAUUUGGGCAUUACACCAUUCUUCCUUUUCCACUUCCUCACCCGCUGCAAUUCAAGCUGAGAAAACCAUUCAACAUGGACCCAGAAACGAUUGGACUAAAGAAGAAGUCAAAUCCAUCUACGACUCUCCCAUUCUCGAUCUUCUCUUCCAUGGGGCUCAGGUUCACAGACAUGCUCAUAACUUUAGGGAAGUGCAGCAGUGUACUCUUCUAUCUGUGAAAACAGGUGGGUGUAGUGAGGAUUGUUCUUAUUGUCCUCAAUCCUCUAGGUAUGAUACAGGACUCAAAGGUCAGAGACUUAUGAACAAAGAGGCUGUUCUUAAAGCUGCAGUCAAGGCAAAAGAGGCUGGGAGUACUCGCUUUUGUAUGGGCGCUGCAUGGAGGGAUACAAUAGGAAGAAAGACAAACUUCAACCAGAUACUUGAAUAUGUAAAAGAAAUAAAGGGUAUGGGGAUGGAGGUGUGUUGCACCCUUGGCAUGCUCGAUAAAGAUCAAGCCGGUGAGCUCAAGAAGGCGGGUCUUACUGCCUAUAAUCACAAUCUUGACACUUCCAGGGAAUACUAUCCAAACAUCAUCACAACAAGGAGUUAUGAUGAGCGCUUGCAAACUCUUGAAUAUGUUCGUGAUGCAGGGAUUAAUGUUUGCUCUGGUGGAAUUAUCGGGCUCGGAGAAGCUGAGGAAGACCGUGUAGGUUUGCUACAUACAUUAUCAACACUUCCUACACAUCCAGAGAGUGUUCCUAUUAACGCACUUGUUGCUGUCAAGGGAACCCCUCUUCAGGAUCAGAAGCCUGUUGAAAUAUGGGAGAUGAUUCGCAUGAUUGCGACAGCGCGUAUAACAAUGCCAAAAGCAAUGGUGAGGUUAUCAGCCGGCAGGGUUCGGUUCUCCGUGCCUGAACAGGCCUUGUGUUUUCUUGCUGGUGCCAAUUCUAUCUUUGCUGGUGAAAAGCUUCUCACAACUGCUAACAAUGAUUUUGAUACCGAUCAACUCAUGUUUAAAGUUCUCGGUCUUCUUCCAAAAGCUCCAACCUUAGAAGAAGAUGAAACUAGCGAGACAGAGAACUAUAAAGAAGCUUCUUCUUCUAGCUAAGCUAGUCAACCAUUUAUGUUAACAUUUGUAAUCCUUCGUUCUUUGACUGCUCAUAACUUCAGAUACAUUGAAUGUUAGGUAUCAGUGAAUUUGCUUAUUCUUAGCUUUGAAGAAAAACUCAAAUAAAAUAAAAUAUAUAAAUGUUGAAAAUUGUUA